AUUUGAGGAUUUGGAAAUAACUGAAACAAUGGAGUUGACUUGCUAAGCAUUCUUCUAGUUAUCAUUCAGCUUAACCGAACCAAGAAAAUCUAAAAGCCUGUCAGCAUAUUUCGGCGUAGAUCAAAUAAACUUGAGGGAAAGUUUAUGGUACAAGGCAUUUCCGACGACAACAAUCGAGUCCGUGGCUCUAUCUACUCUUUACCAACUCCACCCAAAGUCAACAUUUCAGCAGGAAUAGGUUGGAGUUUUGGUUGUGGUUGUUGUUGUGGUCCCUUUUUUGGUAUUGGUUUAGGAUACAGUCUUUUCCACGGAAUUACGUUUGGAGCUGGAGCUGGUAUUGGUCAGUAAACAGUUAUGCAUAAGUUUACAAGGCUCAACGUUCGAAAGGGACAGUUUGUGGAAUUGGUUUCGGGUCGGGUUUUCUUUCCGGUAUAGGAAAUUCAGUAAUUCUUGCAGGCUUCAAUACCUUGUAAGUUUGUCUGUUGUUGUACGAUUCACA
Molecule: messenger RNA, 499 nt
Organism: Galdieria sulphuraria
Lineage: Eukaryota; Rhodophyta; Bangiophyceae; Galdieriales; Galdieriaceae
Exons: 2
Coding region: 145-348 (67 amino acids)
Source: RefSeq, a predicted model, not a curated record